AUGAAUGCUAAAAUUACAAAACUUGAAGCACAGUUUGAAGAAGAUAAAGCCGAUGUUGAUCAGAAGCUUCAAAAAGUAGAUGAUAUAUUUAAAGGAAUUUCCAUUUUUGUUAAUGGGUAUACGGAGCCCUCAGCUGAUGAAUUAAGAUGUUUAAUGCUUUUACACGGAGGCGUUUAUCAUCAUUAUUAUAGACCUGGAAAAACCACACAUAUUAUUGCUUCAACUUUACCCAAUGCUAAAUUUCAACAGAUGAAAACAUUAAAAAUUGUUAAAUGUGAAUGGAUCACAGAAAGUAUCAAAGCAAAAAAGUUAUUAAAUUACAAUAAUUAUUUAUUGCAAAAUAAGUUUUCUGAAGGAAACAAGGUGACAAAAGAAAGUUUAUUAUCUGGAAAUGGCUUUCAGAAAGGUAAGUCAGAAAUGGAAAAAUAUGUGUCUUCAAAAACUGCAGCAGAUAAAGGGUAUCUAAAUGAAUUUUACAACAAUUCUAGACUUCAUUAUAUUUCUAGUUUAGGGAACAUGUUAAAACAACAUGUUUGGGAAAUAAAGGAAAAUCAUAAUGGGGUUUUUCCUAAGCUCCAAAAUUUAGUAGGAAAUAGCGACUUUGACAGUGAAGAUGUUUUUUGGAAUAAAAACAUUUACAUGCACAUUGAUAUGGACUGUUUUUUUGUUUCUGUUGCUCUUAGAAACUACCCUCAUCUUAAAGGGCAACCUGUUGCAGUAACUCAUUCGAAAAUUAAUUUUGGUGCUAAUAAUUCUUUAAUUGAGACUAAGUUAAAUUUAGCUGUAGAAAAUUUAGACUCGUUAAAAUUGAAAAGCGAUGAAGGAGUCAAUCAGGAAAGUAAAGCUUUUUCAAUGUCCGAAAUAGCUUCUUGUUCGUACGAAGCCAGAAAAGCUGGUGUUUGUAAUGGAAUGUAUUUAGGAUCUGCUUUGAAACUGUGUCCAAACUUAAAAACAAUUUCUUAUGAUUUUAAAGGAUAUAAAGAAGUGUCUUUUAUGCUUUAUAACACUGUGGCAGAAUAUACUCUUGAUAUUGAACCUGUCAGUUGUGACGAAUUGUAUAUUGAUUGCACUAGUGUAUUAUCACAGAUAAAAAUCAACCCGAUAAAAUUUGCAAAUAUUUUGAGACAAGAAAUAGAAGAAAAAACAAAAUGUACAUCAUCUGUAGGUAUUUCUGAAAACAAACUCUUAGCGAGGUUGGCAACAAAAAAAGCUAAACCAAAUGGUGUAUUUUUUCUUACACCUGAAAAAGUUGAAGAAUUUAUUAAAAAAGUGAGUAUUUAUGAUGUGCCAGGAAUAGGAAGGAAUAUAGGAGGCAUUCUUAAAAAACUCUCUGUCGAAACUUGUGAAGACUUGCAAAAUUUUUCAUUAUCCUUUCUCAUGAAAACACUUGGUUCAAAAAUUGGGAAAAAUUUAUAUGAUCAUUGCAGAGGAAUAGAUGAUAGAAAGAUAAAUUGUAAUUUUGAAAGAAAAUCAGUUUCAGCUGAAAUUAAUUACGGUAUUCGUUUCAAUGACAAUGAAGAAACGGAAAUUUUCCUAAAGGAACUAUCUCAAGAAGUAUCAAAACGUUUAGUAAAUAUUAAAAUGGCGGGAAAAAAUAUCACGUUAAAAAUAAUGUUUAGGGCCAAAGAUGCCCCGAUAGAAGCCGCCAAAUAUCUUGGACAUGGUUUAUGUGAUGUUAUUAGUCGUUCUGUGACUCUUCCACAAGCAAGUAACGAUGAAAAUAUUAUAGCUAACAAUGUUAUUAAUUUAUACCAUUUGUUAAAUAUUCCACCGAAUGAACUUCGCGGAAUAGGAAUUCACGUGAACAAAUUAGAUAGUAUAAAUAAGUUAUCCCGGAAAAUUCAGUCGUACUUUGAAAUCGGUAAAAAUUUAAAAAAGUGUGAUUGUGAUAGAAUAGAUAAUGUGAUAAAGGAAACAGAUAAUAAUUCAAGCCGGAAAACUAUAAAGGAGAAUGAUAAUCAAUAUGAUAAGAAUGAAGGACUAAAUUUUCCUCAAAGAGAUUUUCCGGCAUCGGUUUCUUUUGUACCUGAAAAUAUGAGGUCAGAUGUUUUAAUUGAAGAAAAAAUAAAUAAUACCUGUAGGGUUAAUGAAAAAAGUAGUGAAAUUAUCGAAAAAGAAAAAUGUAGUCAAAAAUUAGAAAAUGAUGAAAUAAAAAUAGAUGAAGUAACGGAAAAUUUAAAAAAUUUAAAUUUUACCGAAGUGAAAUUAAUGAUUAAACAAUGGAUAGUAACGGAAAAUAAACCUCAGUUACAUGUGUAG
This is a messenger RNA of Pediculus humanus corporis (human body louse), 2259 nucleotides long. RefSeq names its product terminal deoxycytidyl transferase rev1, putative. Lineage: Eukaryota; Metazoa; Arthropoda; Insecta; Psocodea; Pediculidae. The record is from RefSeq and is a predicted model, not a curated record. Gene Ontology annotation, molecular function: DNA-directed DNA polymerase activity; deoxycytidyl transferase activity; damaged DNA binding. The coding region runs from base 1 to 2259 and encodes 752 amino acids. Gene Ontology annotation, cellular component: nucleus. Gene Ontology annotation, biological process: error-prone translesion synthesis; error-free translesion synthesis. The transcript is spliced from 3 exons.